Morone saxatilis (striped sea-bass) is the source of this 2128-nucleotide messenger RNA. It is a transcript of the gene csf1b, whose product is annotated as colony stimulating factor 1b (macrophage). Lineage: Eukaryota; Metazoa; Chordata; Actinopteri; Moronidae. The record is from RefSeq and is a predicted model, not a curated record. The transcript has 9 exons. Gene Ontology annotation, cellular component: membrane. The coding region runs from base 189 to 998 and encodes 269 amino acids. Gene Ontology annotation, molecular function: cytokine activity; growth factor activity.
AACUCACUCUGUGCAGGAGGAGCACAUCAGGCAAUGCACUGAAAAACAGCGCCACAUGACGAAGUGUCAAAUUUACUUAACAGCAAAUUCCUUUCUGUGGAGUGGAACUGAAUAUAUGAAAAGGAUCUCUUUGCUUCAAUGUGUGUGACAGAGGAGUCUGGUGUUUUCCAUUGUCAAACACGUACCAGAUGACCAUCCUUGUGUCAACCCUGAUUCAGAGCAAAGCUAAGUUGCAGGUAAAGUGUCUGUGUGUGCUUAUGUUCCUGAGCUUCCCUCUCACUAUGGCUGAGGUCCCUGGUCCAUGCAGACACUCAAUCACUAGGGAGCACCUGCUCACGGUCAGGCAUCUGAUGGAUAACCAGCUGAGAAGUGGGUGCUCAAUAACCUACACAUUCAUAGAACGGAGAAGUUUGAGCAAAUGUUGCUUUGUAAAAGCUGCUUUACCCUGGAUCCUGGAGCUCCUCACCACCCACUUCAAAUACGGUCGGGGUUCAAUCAAUGAUGGCUAUGUUCAGUCCCUGAGAGCGCUCAUCCUCAACAUCUACUCGCAGAAAUGUGUGCCUCAAAUUAAUGAAGAGGUUGAGGAUAAGCCAGAGAGUUUUGAGAUGCUCUACAGAGGGUCUCCUUCAGAGGCACUGCAGCGGGCUUCAGAGGUGCUGUCUGUCUACUGGGAGCUGGUGACAAUGAGCGACGCGCCAGUAGAUUGGAGAUGCCAGCACGAAUACACAGAAACCUUUGGCUCUACCACAGAGCUAUCCACAGAGUCACCCACACAACAUUUUACAGAUAGUUAUGGUAAGAAUUCAGUGAAGGCCUCGCACAGGAGACCAGUCAGAGACCUGUACAAACUUGGCUUCAUCAUCGCCUCCGUCUGUGGAGGACUGCUGUUCAUACUUACUCUCUACUGUCUCAUCACACAAAAGAAAACUCACAACCCUCACAGAUCAAGAUCAUAUAUAAGCAGAGACCUGCAGGACAUAGAGAUGGAGCCACAAUAAUGCCAUAAAGAAGACACUGCUGCUGCAGCAGCAGACAUGCCACUUGUGAAGCUGUAUAUUUUAUCCAUCAUGAACAUGUUUCAUAUCAGUAUUGUCUGUGUAAUGUAUCAUAGUCACCUAUUUAAUCGGAAGCUUCGCUUUGACUGAGAGCAAAGAUGGACCUUAUUUGGAAUAAUAUGCUAUGUAUAUUAUGUUUAUGCGUUAUCUAUUGCUGAUAUCUUUUCAAGUUCACUAAAAAAAGGUUUAUUUUUACACUAGUUAUGUAUGUUGAAUGUGUCUCCAUUUGCUACCACUUAACCAACUGUUUGUAAUGUUGUUUGCCAAACACAAGUUAUUUAUUAGUUUGACUCUAUUCAAUCUCCGUAUUGAUAAUAAAAGUUUCAUCAAUACCAAAUCCAAAAUAUAAUGUUCUCCAGCUGUCCAGUUGCCAGUGCAUUCAUAUAUGAACCCAAUGGAAUAACAUCUAAAGAGCAGGUAAUGACCUCAUUAAACAAUUUAGGCCACUUUAUAGCCCACAUUCUGUUAAACCAAACUGAUUUAACAAACAGAUUUACAGUAACACUUUAUGAGCAUUAAAAGUAUUUUUAUCCUUGCCAAAAUUGCCUUUCCCACUGCUUUGGAGAGCAGUUUAGUUCCAUUAAUUAUCAGCUUACAAUGCUGAUCAAUACGCAUUCUUCAAGUGGCCAAUUUCUAAACGUUAUAACCAAAGAUUUGUAUAUCCAUUUUUCUUGCAAAACAGUGUGAAUAGUUUCAACAUUUUCUCUGGAGAAUAUCCUGUUAUUGAAUGGUCACACACACAGAGCUGUUGUUACUGGCAGAGCGAGAAACGGUCUCAAUGGAUACACACCAGUCGCUGCUGCAGCUUCACAAGAAAUGUCUUCACUGCACGGGGCGUGACAAGAUUUGGUGGGAAUAAUGUGCUACACCAGUUUACUCUUCAUUUACUCUCUACAUUUAAUCAUUACUGCGUGGCAGUGGCUAAUAAAAGGAUAUUACUGAGAGAGAGAAAGGGCAGUGUAUUCCCAUUUGUUGUCAUGACUUUCACUCAUGUUUACUCAGUGAUGGUCCAGCCUAAUUUUUUAUAAUAAUAAAUUGCAUAAUGUCUGAGUUUGAGAACAUUUCCCCACAAA